Messenger RNA from Spinacia oleracea (spinach), 1058 nucleotides. Its product is annotated as chloride conductance regulatory protein ICln. Lineage: Eukaryota; Viridiplantae; Streptophyta; Magnoliopsida; Caryophyllales; Amaranthaceae. The record is from RefSeq and is a predicted model, not a curated record. Gene Ontology annotation, cellular component: pICln-Sm protein complex; plasma membrane; methylosome. The coding region runs from base 103 to 816 and encodes 237 amino acids. Gene Ontology annotation, biological process: chloride transport; spliceosomal snRNP assembly; mRNA cis splicing, via spliceosome. The transcript has 7 exons.
UCCUUUCUUUUUCAAUCAUCUUCCAAAACCAGCAGCAACCUCCUAAAACCCUAGCAAAACCACUCUCAAAGCACCGAAAUCUGCAGUUUCGAGCUCUCAACAAUGGCGUUUGGGCUUAGAAUCUUCACACAAAGAACCAGCGACACCAUAGCACAACCAAUUCUCGACGCCGACAACGGUGAAGUGCUUAUGCACACUCAGCCUUCCGUCUCUAUUGUCCUCGGAAAUCGCUCCCCCGAAUCACCCGGCACUCUCUACAUUUCCUCCAAGCAAGUGAUAUGGGUGAGCGACGUAGAUAGGAGCAAAGGUUAUGCAGUGGAUUUCGUUUCGAUUUCGCUUCAUGCUGUUUCCAGAGAUCCUGAAGCUUAUCCUUCUCCUUGCAUUUACACCCAGAUUGAAACUGGAGAUGAUGAAGAGGAAGACGAAGACGAGGAUGAAGAGCAACAGGAGAUUAUGGAUUGGUCUUCUGGAAUAUCAAAGAUCAAAGAAAUGAGGCUUGUUCCAUCUGAUCCUAGUCAAUUGGAAACUUUGUUUGAGGUGUUCUGUGAAUGUGCCGAGCUGAAUCCUGAACCCAUGUUAGGUGAACCUGAAGAGGAGCACAAUUGGAUCUUCAGCGCUGACCAAUUGAAUUCUGAGGCUUUAGGAGAAGAUGCUUCUAACUGGACUUUCUCUGAGAAUCUUAUCGAUUCAAUAGGUCAUACAAACGGCGAUAAUGAUUUGGCGCAUAAUGUACUUCAGUUGCAUAUCAAUGAUCAGUGCUUUGAAGAUGCAGAAGAAAUGGAUCAAGAACACGAUAAAAACAAUAGCCACCAGUGAUUUACAGCAAAUGCAAAUGUUUUCUGAAGAUAACUUGAAUUAGAUCUGAUUUUGUGUUUUCUGUACCAACUUUUUUGUGGAAAUUGAGCAUCGAAUUAGUUGAUGGUGGUUGUAUAGUGCUAAAUCUCGUGGUGUAAUUGACUGAUAAUCAUGUUAGUUAGCAAUUUGUGUUUAUAAACUGAGAUUUUGUGCAAAUCCUAGUGUUGUUAACUCGAUAUUUUGAAGGCAUUACUUAUUUACAA